AUGUUACCAGCCAUCAUUUUUUCCCUCCAUUUCUUUUUUCUUUUUCUUUUUUCUAUUUCUUUUUGCUUCCUUUUCUUUCUCUUUUUCAUUUCUUUUUCUUCCUUUUCUUUUCUAUUUCUUUUUGCUUCCUUUUCUUUCUCUUUUUUCUAUUUUUUUUCUUUAUUUUUUCUAUUUUUUUUUCCUUUUUUUCCUUUUUUUUUUUUAUUCCUUUUUUUCUUUUUCUAUUUUUUUUUUCUAUUUUCUAAUUCUUUUUUCUUCCUUUUUUUUUCUAUUUCUUUUUUCUUCCUUUUCUAUUUUCUAAUUUUUUUUCUUCCUUUUCUUUCUUUUUCUAUUUUUUUUCUUCCUUUUCUUUUUCUAUUUUCUAAUUCUUUUUUUCUUUUUUCUUUUUCUAUUUCUUUUUCUUCCUUUUCUUUUCUCUUUUUAAUUCUUUUUCUUCCUUUUUUUUUUUUUCUUCCUUUUCUUUUCUAUUUUCUAAUUUUCCUUUUCUUUUCUUUUUCUAUUUCUUUUUUUCUUCCUUUUCUUUUUCUAUUUUCUAAUUCUUUUUUUUUCCUUUUCUUUUCUUUUUUAUUUUUCUUUUUUCUUUUCUAUUUUCUAAUUCUUUUUUCUUCCUUUUCAUUCUCUUUUUUCUUUCUUUUUUUCUUCCUUUUCUUUUCUAUUUUAUUUUCUUUUUUUUUCUUUUCUAUUUCUUUUUUUUUCUUUUUCUAUUUUUCUUUUUCUUUUUUUUCUUUUUCAUUUUUUUUCUUCCUUUUCUUUUUCUAUUUUCUUUUUUUUCUUUUUUUUCUUUUUUUUCUUUUUUCUUCCUUUUUUUCUUUUCUAUUUCUUUUUCUUCCUUUUCUUUUCUAUUUUCUAAUUCUUUUUCUUCCUUUUCUUUCUCUUUUUUCUAUUUCUUUUUUCUUCCUUUUCUUUUUCUAUUCUUUUUUUUUCCUUUUCUUUUUCUAUUUCUUUUUUCUUCCUUUUUUCUCUUUUAUUUUUUUUUCUUCCUUUUUUUUCUAUUUUCUAAUUCUUUUUUUCCUUUUCAUUCUCUUUUUCUAUUUCUUUUUUUCUUCCUUUUCUUUUUUCUAUUUUCUAAUUCUUUUUCUUCCUUUUCUUUUCUUUUCUAUUUCUUUUUUUUCUUCCUUUUUCUUUUCUUUUUCUAUUUCUUUUUCUUCCUUUUCUUUUUCUAUUUUCUAA
Acanthosepion pharaonis is the source of this 1170-nucleotide messenger RNA. NCBI's taxonomy places the organism in Eukaryota, Metazoa, Mollusca, Cephalopoda, Sepiida, Sepiidae. The record is from the annotation of a GenBank genome assembly.